This is a messenger RNA of Bactrocera neohumeralis, 1488 nucleotides long. Its product is annotated as UV excision repair protein RAD23 homolog B. The transcript has a single exon. Gene Ontology annotation, biological process: nucleotide-excision repair; proteasome-mediated ubiquitin-dependent protein catabolic process. Gene Ontology annotation, molecular function: proteasome binding; damaged DNA binding; ubiquitin binding. Lineage: Eukaryota; Metazoa; Arthropoda; Insecta; Diptera; Tephritidae. Gene Ontology annotation, cellular component: cytosol; nucleoplasm. Bases 143 to 1078 code for a protein of 311 amino acids. The record is from RefSeq and is a predicted model, not a curated record.
UUUACAAUUUUACAUCACUACGCAUGAGUCGGCAAAUGUCAAAUUUUUUGAUGUGUAAAAACAAAAGUAUAGGAUAUUCUCGUGUGCUAGAAUUUCUUUCCUAUUAUUUUUUUGUUAUUAACUUAUUGAAUAAAGUCAAAAAAUGAAGCUGCAAAUUAAAACAUUGAGUCAGAAAUCACUGAUGGUCGAUAUCGAUUUAUCAAAGACUGUGUAUGAACUGAAAAAGGAAUUGUCGCUAUAUCCAGACGUUGGUGUUAAGCCUGAGCUGCAAAAACUCAUUUAUGCCGGUAAAAUACUUUUUAAUGAACAGCCAUUAAGUGCUUACAAUAUAGAUGCAAAGAAAUUCCUUGUCGUAAUGGUUUUGAAGCAGCCCGAAGAAAGUGGUGUGGAGACUGCAACUUCGGGUGCAGGCAGUUCUGUGUCCGCGGCUGGCGAGGCAGCCGUUGCCAGAGCUGCAGCUAGCACUCCAACAGCUAAGGAAACUGAAGCAGUAAAAGAAACACCACAACCAGAGGUAAAGCCACCUUCACCACAAACACCAGCGACAACUCCAGCUCCAGUGACUGCUGCUGCGGCUGAGGCUCAGGUCACAACACCACAGCGUACAGCAACUGCACCAGUACAGCAACCACAGCCUACACGACCAACGAGUGGCGUAAAUGAUGAAAUGGUAGCAAAUAUUGUAUGUAUGGGAUAUCCAGAGGUCGAAGUACGUCGUGCAUUGGCAGCAAGUUUCAAUAAUCCAGAACGCGCUAUCGAAUAUUUAAUUGAGGGUAUUCCCGAAUCGGUUUUAAUGCAACCAGAAAAUGCAUUACUGUAUGGUGGUGAAAGUGAUGCUGAUGUAGGCAUGUCACCAUUCGAAAUGUUCCGCAGUGAUCCGCUGUUCCGUAAUUUGCGUCGCGCCAUACAGCAGCACCCAGACCUCAUCAACGACGCCAUACAACGUGUUGGCGAAGCCAAUCCGGCCAUACUACAACUAAUCAACGAAAAUCAACAAGAAUUUCUUAGCUCACUGAUUGAGGGUUCCGACGAUGACGACGAUGAUGAUGAAGGCGCACCAGGUGGCGGUACCAACUAAAUAUGAACACCAGUACUACUUAUACACAUAUAUAUAUAUAAAAUUAAUUAAAUUGUAAACUCAUGACAUUGUACUGGUUACAUUAUAAAUACAGGGAAAGGCCUGUAUAAUGCCGGUUUGAAUGAAUAGUAUAAAAAGUACGAUUCUUAUUUUUCAACUAUCUGCACAUAUGUAUGUAUGUAAGAAAUUUGAGCGCCAUUGUUUGGUAUACCAAAAAUAUUUCUUUAAUUAAAAAUGCUAUUCACUUGCGACCUGUUUCACAAGAACAUUUGCUGCUACUACAAAUAGAAUUCAAUUUCAUUAUAUGCACAUAUGUAUAUGUAUGUACAUACUCAUGUACAUGUUUACGAGAAAAAUGUUGGUAGUUUCUGAACUGAAUUGCAAAAUAAAUAAACAUACUUUAAACGAAA